AAGCCAUGUUAAAGUUGUGUUGACAGCGUCUGUGUUGUGUCUGUUAGUCCGGGUUAGUCCCGGUCAGCCUGGGUCAGUCUCCGGCUCGGUCCACUCUGUACAGCCGGGAAGAUGAGUUGCUGUCCGGACAUCUCCCGCAGGAACCCGCAGGAGGACUUCCAGCUGAUCCAGCGGGUAGGCAGAGGAACGUACGGUGACGUUUACAAGGCGAGGAGCAUCAGCACUGGAGAACUGACUGCCAUCAAGGUCGUCAAACUGGAGCCUGGUGAGGACUUUGCGGUGGUGCAGCAGGAGAUCCAGAUGAUGAAGGACUGUAAACAUUCCAACAUCGUGGCGUACUACGGCAGCUACCUCCGCAGGGAGAAGCUGUGGAUCUGUAUGGAGUUCUGUGGAGGAGGAUCACUGCAGGACAUCUACCACAUAACUGGUCCACUGACUGAGGCCCAGAUCGCUUACGUUCUGCGGGAAACACUGCAGGGACUCUUCUACCUGCACAGCAGAGGGAAGAUGCACAGAGAUGUUAAGGGAGCGAACAUCCUGCUGACUGAUAAUGGAUACGUCAAACUAGCGGACUUUGGAGUGUCAGCUCAGAUCACAAUGACCAUCGCAAAGAGGAAAUCCUUCAUCGGGACUCCAUACUGGAUGGCUCCGGAGGUAGCCGCGGUGGAGAGGACGGGUGGAUACAACCAGCUAUGUGACAUCUGGGCGGUCGGCAUCACCGCCAUCGAGCUGGCAGAGCUGCAGCCGCCGAUGUUCGACCUCCACCCCAUGAGAGCUCUGCUGCUGAUGACCAAAAGUAACUUUCAGCCACCCAAACUGAAAGACAAGGUGAAGUGGACCGGAAACUUUCAUCAGUUUGUAAAAAUCGCUCUGACAAAGAACCCGAAGAAACGAUCUGCUGCUGACAAGCUGCUGCAGCACCCGUUUGUGUCUCAGCCUCUCAGCCGGACUCUGGCCAUUGAGCUGCUGGAUAAAGUCAGUAACCCAGAUCGGACGUCCUACCAGGACCACCUGGACCACCUGGACGAGGACGAGACUGAUACAGAGCAGGUUGCCUCGGUCCCUCAGAGGAUCCCGUCUGGAAACACCAGAGAAGGAAAAACUCUGUCUGAGAUCAACUUUGAUCAGAUGAAGUUUGAUCCUCCUCUGAGGAAAGAGACUGAAGCUCAUCAUGAAGAGUGUGACUCAGAUCGUUUCCUGGACUGUGAGGAGGAGCUCUACUACACCGCCAAAUCCAACCUGGAGCUGCAGAUGGAGGAUGGAGAUGCUGUCGCAGGAUCAGGAUCCAUCCUCAGUGGAAACAGGAGCCUGCUGAGGUCUGUGGAAGAGAAGCUCGAGCUAAGGGGGGGUCAUGAGACUCACCUGGAUGACGAAGCUGCGGGUGAGGAUGAAGAUGAGGCUAAAGAUGAUGACAGCUGUGGUGAAGGACAGGUGGAAGCUGACCAGUUGGGUGUCUCUGAUGCUGCCCAUCACCAUGGAGACCACGGUGACAUGCAGCAUAUAAAAGACUGGACACUGCAGCCCAGCCCUCCUCCUGAAGCUCCUCCCUCUCAGGAUGUCCCCCCACCGUCUGAUGAUGAUCACCAUGGCAACCAGGACCAGGGUACCAUAAAGCACCAUCCUGUGUUAGAAAGCCCUGCCUGCUCAGCCACCCAGGGUCCCCCCAGACCUCCGCCCCCUAACCCCCCCCCCCACAGACUGAGCAGCCUGGGGAAUGUCCCGUCUUCCUCCGAUCAGCAGCCUGCAGCGCCUCCUGCUGUCCACAGCAGGAAGGACAAGAAAGAUCCUCCAAAACCUGUCAGCAAUGGACUCCCACCUACACCAAAAGUCCACAUGGGAGCUUGUUUCUCAAAGGUUUUUAACGGCUGUCCUCUGAAGAUUCACUGUGCUGCCUCCUGGAUCAGCCCCGACACCAGAGAUCAGUACCUGAUCUUCGGAGCCGAGGAGGGGAUUUACACUCUGAACCUGAACGAGCUACAUGAGAACUGUAUGGAACAGCUGUUUCCUCGCAGGUGCACCUGGGUGUAUGUGAUGAACAACACUCUGAUCUCCAUCUCCGGUAAAGCCUCUCAGCUGUACUGCCACAGUCUGGCCGGUCUGUUCGAGCAGGCUCGACACAAACAGAAGCUGACGGUCUCGAUCUCGACUCACCGCCUGCCCGACCGCAUCCUGCCUCGGAGGUUUUCCAUCUCCAAUAAGAUUCCCGACACUAAAGGCUGUCUGAAAUGCUGCAUCGUGAGAAACCCCUACACAGGUCAUAAGUACCUGGGCGGAGCCUUCCAAUCAGGUGUGGUCCUGCUGGAGUGGGUGGAGCCAAUGCAGAAGUUCAUGCUGGUCAAGAAUGUGGACUUCCAGCCUCCAUGUCCUCUGGAGGUUUUGGACCUGUUGGUUGUCCCAGAGCAGCCGUACCCUCUGAUCUGUGUUGGCCUGAACAAAGAAACUGAACCCAAUCAGCCCAUCAGCUUCCAGACCCUUGACCCCAACUCAUCCUGCCCCACCCCCCCCAUUACAGAAAACCCUCAGAAUUGUGUGAUCCACGUCACUCAGUUGGAGAGAGACACCGUCCUGGUCUGUCUGGACCGUUGUAUAAAGAUUGUAAACCUUCAGGGGAAGCUGAAAUCCAGCAAGAAGUUGUCAGCUGAGCUCACCUUCAACUUCCAGAUUGAGGCGAUUGUGUGUUUACAGGACAGUGUUUUGGCCUUCUGGAGACACGGCAUGCAGGGGCGGAGCUUUAGGUCUAACAAGAUCACUCAAGAGAUCAGUGACAUCAGCAGGAUGUUCCGCCUGCUGGGCUCAGACAGGGUGGUGGUUCUGGAGAGCCGAGCGACAGACAACCCAACUGAACACAGUAACCUGUACAUUCUUGCUGGGCAUGAAAACAGCUAUUGAGAGCAGGAUCAAACAGACCAAAACCAAUUAAAACUGUUAAAACCAGGACCAGACCAGUUAAAACUAGGACUAAACCAGGACCAAUCUGGAGCAAACCAUUUAAAACAAGGACUAAAUCAGGACCAAACCAGGGUCAAACCAGUUAAGUCCAAGACUAAACCAGUUAAAAUAGUUAAAACCAGGACCAAACAAGGACCAGAACUAAACUAGGACCAAACCAAUAUCAAACCAGUUCAAAUUAAGAUCUAAACCAGGCGUGCUCCAGUCACCAGUCUGAUGUUGUAUGCAUGUGGUCCUGAACCAGAUUGGUUCUGCUGCCCUGCCAUCACAUUUGUAAAGACCAGGGACCGAACAAGGUCCUGUGGUGUUCACUUACCGGACACUGCCAUGUUUAAACUCAAAUUAUCCAUCAAUGCAACAGUGACACUACUCAACAAACGCAACAAAAGAGCCCACAGCAGGUCUGGACCAGGACACAUGAAGCAAGACCGGACUGAGAAGUAGACUGAUCCAGUUCAGCACAAUUCAGAGGACUGAUGCCAGAACGAGACACCAGCUCUCUGUGGACCAUUGAUGUUUACCAGAACUCAGUGUGUCAGAACUGUAAAUAGACUUUUCUUGUACUUUAUACUGCGCUCAUACAUGAUAACCGGCCUUAAAGGAACAAGUAAAGAGACGGCGAUAAUCACAUUCAGUGUGGCGGCAGAUUCGACAGGAUGAUCGGAAGUUUAGUGACCACAAAGUGACGUCUUCAGAGAUCCGGAUGUCUUGGACCCGGUCUGGAACAGACUCAUGGAAACCCGCUGAGGACACAAGAAGCCCAGUGAGUCUGCUGAGAACUGAACUUGCCUUUGACUUUGUAUUUGUGGAGAGAAACUGGAGGUGUUCUUUGUUCUAGACUGGUUGCUAUGACUGCAAGACGAGGGUCACGUGACCAACAGAGAAAGCUGAAGUAGGCUAGUUUUCAGUAGCCUUGUUAGCUUUGUCAUUUGUGACGUUAGAAGGGAAAUGGGAAGAAAAACUGAGAGAAGCUGUGAAUCAACCAGUUGUGUUAAAACAAUGAUCAGGACAGCAAACUGCAAAGACUUAAAACCUAAUAAAUACGACAUCUUUCCAUCAUGAAUACUCACACAAACAAACUCAGAGACGUUAUAAUUACAGUUCUGACACAGUUUCACCUCCCGUUCACAAAGUGUUGUCUGUGGUAGUGAUGAAGCUCCAGAGACUGGAGCUGGAUCUGCUGCCCUCUUUCAGCUCAUCCACUGACAGAGACGGACUCAGGCAGAGACCAGCUGGUGGACUGACACUGGACUGACGUUCAUCAGAGGUCCGUUUCACAAAGCAGGUUUACUGAAAAAAAGAGUAUGUUAACCCUGAAAUGAGGGAAACUCUGAGUUUUCUGUUUCACAUAGGAAGGUAACUCAAACCAGAGAAAGAGGGGUAACU
Molecule: messenger RNA, 4335 nt
Organism: Chelmon rostratus (copperband butterflyfish)
Lineage: Eukaryota; Metazoa; Chordata; Actinopteri; Chaetodontiformes; Chaetodontidae
Product: mitogen-activated protein kinase kinase kinase kinase 3-like
Exons: 34
Coding region: 112-2889 (925 amino acids)
Biological process (GO): protein phosphorylation
Molecular function (GO): ATP binding; MAP kinase kinase kinase kinase activity
Source: RefSeq, a predicted model, not a curated record